GGACACACUUACACGCUUACAUACAGAGAGACAGAGCUGAAUGCAAAUAUGCUGAGAUUUCAGUGUGUGGUCGUGGCCCUGGUCAUGCAUGUAAAAGGUUCCCUUUCCCAGCUCAAUGUUUGUGGUCAUGCACCUUUUAACACCCGUAUUGUGGGUGGACAGAGUGCGUCAGAUGGGACGUGGCCAUGGCAGGUUAGUUUACAGAGUCCUGCUUAUACUGGUGGCCAUUUCUGUGGAGGAUCCCUCAUCAACAAAGACUGGGUCCUGACAGCAGCCCACUGUUUCUCCAGCACCAAGACUUCUGGCCUGACUGUGUAUUUGGGGAAACAGACUCUAAGUGGCUUGAAUCCCAAUCAAAUUGCAAGAGGUGUUAAACAGGUGAUCCUUCACCCCAACUACAACAGUGCAACCCAAGACAAUGACAUUGCCCUUCUGCUUCUGAACUCGUCUGUCACCUUCACGGACUACAUCAUACCAGUGUGCCUGGCAGGUGAAGGCAGCAAUUUUCCACAAGAUACCAAGUGCUGGAUCACAGGCUGGGGAAGCAUUGCAUCUGGAGUGCCACUGCCAUCUCCUGGUGUGCUGCAGGAGGCAAUGGUGUCCACGAUCUAUUCACUGCUUUGUGAUCUUCUACAUGGAUUUGGAUCCAUUACCCCAAAUAUGAUGUGUGCUGGUAAUCUCAGUGGACGCCAGGACACCUGCCAGGGGGAUUCUGGAGGACCCUUGGUGACAAAGCGUGGUGCAGUCUGGAUUCAGGCUGGUAUCACUAGCUGGGGUAAGGGUUGUGGAAAUUCCAGAUUACCUGGUGUGUAUACUCAGGUGUCCCAGUACCAGAAGUGGAUCUCCAGUGUCAUCAACAAAAAUCUACCUGGUUUUAUCAAGUACUAACACAAUGCGAUGACUGGUGACAGUACUGAUGGAUCAGGAGGAUUGAAAGCAUUUCAAUUUAUUAACAGUGUUUAUUAUUUUUCAUGAGAUGUCUAUAUAUUUUACAAUACAGAUCUAUAUAUAUUUUUUACAGUAAUCAGUUUCAUAAAUUAAAAAAAAUAUAUACACAAGGUUUUUUUUUGUAAUUAUGAUGACUGUUGUAAUAAUCAUUUUAAGAUUAGGUUUUUAAAAAUUGCUUCAUGAAGUAUUGUACGUGAUGUACUGACAUUAGCUUGGCUACACUGUAGCUGUUGUUUGCUCUCAUGACUCUGCACUAAACCUUCCGUUAUUUCCUGUGAAGCAUGCAGAUACAGUAUGUAUGGUACCCUGGCUUAUAUUCGGUCAUGGUAGUGCCAAUGGGCACUGAACUACUACUACUGACCAGCAUGUCACAUGUCAGUAAUUACUCUCACCUGUAUCUCGUUAUACUUUAACACCACUAUUUAACUUCUAGUUUUAGGGCGUAUUCACACCUACGUUGUUUGGUCCGGACCAAAUGACCCAAAUUUCCCUUGGUCCGGACCUUUUGGGUUGGUCUGAAUACAAACCACCGAACUCUGGUCCAGACCAAAGGAACCCUGGUGCGGAUCUUUUGAAGGUGUGAAAACAGACCGGACCUAAUCUGACAGUUUUGCUUUUUUGUACCUCGGGAGCUUCCGUCGUUUGUCGAGCAUUAUGGGAAACAGAGUCUUGACACUCCACCGCAAAGUACAAACACUGUUGCGGUUGUCAAGGGUCGUUCAGUCACCAGUGGUAGGCGAGUACAAAAAAUGAGUAGGGGCAAACGUGGGCCGAGGAAGAAACCCGUACCCUUGUGGAUAUAUGGGCAGAUGUCCACAUAUCUGAGCUUUUGGAGAGAACACACAAAAAUGCCGACGUGUUUGCUGUAUUCAGUGAGAAAAUGAAGGAGAAGGGGUUCACGCGCUCCCCAGAACAAUAUCGACUAAAAGUGAAGAAACUCCGUCAGACCUACAUUAAAAUCAGGGACAUUCUUUCAAAAAGUGGCAGUACUAGCGACGCAAAAAAGAAAUUCAUCUAUUGCGUGAAGAGCCAGAACUGUCACAACAUGAUGUGCACUCAUCAGCGCUAUUCUCCGCAGCCGCCUUGCCCUUUGUCGCCGUCAUUGAUAAAUUACUUGUACAACAGCAUAGUAAUCGCACAAUUGUGAAAACAGUAAAAACUGGAAAAAACAUAUAGCUUUGGUGACAUUAAAAAGAAUAACAGCACGGAAAGCCUUCAUGACUACUUUUGAACUUAACGCUUUGUGCGCGUGUCGUCUCUGACCAAUAGCUGAACGACCUCAGGGCGCGUGGCUUUGUUGACAGAUUUUGGUCCGCUUACUAAAAUGUACGGUGUGAAAGCGAACCGCACCAAAAUGAAAAAAUAAAAAAAAACAUUUGGUUCGGACCAAAGCAAGUGAACUAUCAAACUAUCCUGGUCUGAAUACACCCUAAGUAUCUCACUGUCAAGCUUCUGUUGUAAUUGUUAUGUUUGUUGUGUGCACAUGCCACAGUUUUGCUUAUGACCUGUAUGACCUUUGUUUUAUAUCCAAAGUCCAUGUUCAUGAUUCUUGUUUUCAUGUUGUUGAUGAUUUUGCUUGAAUGUCAUGUAAUAAAAUAUCUGCAUUUGCAUCCGC
This is a messenger RNA of Neoarius graeffei (lesser salmon catfish), 2563 nucleotides long. Its product is annotated as serine protease 27-like. Gene Ontology annotation, molecular function: serine-type endopeptidase activity. The record is from RefSeq and is a predicted model, not a curated record. Gene Ontology annotation, biological process: proteolysis. Bases 49 to 888 code for a protein of 279 amino acids. The transcript has 7 exons. Lineage: Eukaryota; Metazoa; Chordata; Actinopteri; Siluriformes; Ariidae.